CUACUUGUCACUGCUGUCGCUCUCUGCCUGUGCGUGCCCGCGGUGAAUUGGUCCAGCAUCUCUGCGCAGGCAAUGGGGCAAAUAUAGAUGUAAAGAAAAAAAAUAGAUUUGAAAAUAUGUAACCGCGGAAUAAGUUCUCGGCGUCGGCAGCUUUGCGAUGAGGGAAGGAGAAUAUGGCAGAUUGGAUUUUGCGUUGCCCCUCUGUGGAGGACGGAGCGGUAUACUGAGAGAAAUAAUGCGGAAUAUUUCCCCCCCAUAGGUGUUAACAUAGAAAAUACAAGAUGAAGAAGCAAUUCAAUCGGAUGCGACAGCUCGCCAACCAAACGGUGGGAAGGGCAGAAAAAACAGAGGUGUUGAGUGAGGACCUUCUGCAGGUGGAGAAGCGUCUGGAUCUGGUCAAGCAGGUGACACACAGCACUCACAAGAAGCUGACUGCCUGCCUGCAGGGUCAGCAGGGGACUGAUAUGGAGAAGAGGUCUGUCAAGUCACCUUCUAAAAAACUACCGCUCACGAUCCUGGCACAGUGCAUGGAAGAAGGGGCUGCAGUGUUGGGGGACGACUCUCUCUUGGGAAAGAUGCUAAAGCUGUGUGGAGAGACAGAGGAGAAGUUGGCUCAGGAGCUCAUUCAGUUUGAGUUCCAGAUAGAGAGAGAUGUGGUGGAGCCUCUCUAUGUGCUUGCUGAGGUGGACAUUCCCAACAUCCAGAAACAGAGAAAGCACUUGGCUAAGCUUGUCUUGGACAUGGACUCCGCACGAACAAGAUUCCAGCAGUCGUCCAAGUCAUCCAGCCACCCAAGUACUCUGCAGCCUGGCGCCAAGUCCGAGUCCCUAAGAGAGGAGAUGGAGGAGUCGGCCAAUCGGAUGGAAAUUUGUAGAGAUCAGUUGUCGGCAGAUAUGUACAAUUUUGUGGCCAAAGAAAUAGACUAUGCAAACUACUUCCAGACACUGAUAGAAACACAGGCGGAAUAUCACAGGAAGUCAUUAGAGAUUCUUCAUAGUGUCCUGCCCCAGAUUAAAGCUCACCAAGAGGCGUGGGUGGAGAAGCCGUCGUUCGGCAAGUCCCUGGAGGAACACCUGAAUAUUAGUGGGAGAGAGAUUGCCUUCCCCAUCGAAGCCUGUGUCACCAUGCUGUUAGAGUGCGGCAUGCAAGAGGAGGGCCUCUUCAGAGUGGCUCCAUCGGCCUCCAAGCUGAAGAAGCUGAAAGCCUCCCUGGACUGUGGAGUUCUUGAUGUGCAGGAGUAUUCCUCCGACCCACACGCCAUCGCAGGGGCCCUGAAAUCAUACCUCCGUGAGCUCCCAGAGCCAUUGAUGACCAUUGAACUUUAUGAUGAAUGGAUUCAGGCCUCCAACGUUCAAGACAUGGACAAGAGGUUACAAGCAUUAAUGGCAGCGUGUGAAAAACUCCCCACAGACAACUUGAACAAUUUCAGAUAUCUAAUCAAAUUCUUAGCCAAGCUGAGUGAGUAUCAAGAUGCAAACAAGAUGACUCCUGGUAACAUGGCCAUUGUUCUUGGACCUAACUUGCUGUGGACGCAUACUGAACCGAACAUGACAGAGAUGAUGACCACCGUGUCUCUACAGAUUGUUGGCAUCAUUGAGCCCAUUAUCCAGCAUGCUGACUGGUUCUUCCCUGGAGAGAUUGAAUUCAACUUGACAGGCAGCUAUGGCAGCCCGAUCCACACCAACCACAACUCCAACUACAGCUCCAUGCCCUCACCUGACAUGGACCAAUCCGAUCGCAAGCAGCAGCACGACCAGAGCCGACGCCCACUGAGUGUCGCCACUGACAACAUGAUGCUGGAGUUCUACAAGAAAGAUGGCAUUAGGAAGAUACAAAGUAUGGGCGUCCGGGUUAUGGACACUUCCUGGGUUUCUCGUAAGGGUUCGUCCACGCUGGCGCGCAAAGCCUCCUCCACACCUCCAGGCAUGCAAGGCCCUGGCUCUCCCGCAGACACACUGAUCCCAGAGCAGCCUGGAGAACUCGCCACCUCUCCGUCCGCCACACCCCCACCUGGAGAAAGGGUUUGCUCAGACAACGUGUCGCCCAAUCGGCCGGACACCUCUCAUGCCCACCCACCCCCAGGGGAGGAUCGGCCACCCCCCCCUUAUCCCACCUCCUCAUGCCACACUCUUCCCCACCACUUCUAUCCCAAACCCCCACCCUGCGCUCGCCCUGUGGCACCGGGCCCUGAGUCCCAGCCCCCUGGCUCACCGCCACCCCCGCUGCGCUGGUCUGGCUUCACCCCUCCAGCCCCGCCCCCUUCCUCCUCUUCCUCCUCCUCUUCCUCCUCACUUGACAUCAAUUCGAACCCCAAACCGAGUUGUCUGCACUUCCCCAAGCACAGCCCACCUGGUGAUAUGUCGCAUGCCCCCCCGCCAGACACUAAUGCUUCACCGCUCUACAUCAAAACCCCCUUGGUACUAACCCGCCAUGACCAGAGCCUUGGCAACCCCCCUAGCCUCCCUUCGUCCGCGCCCCCACCCCCGCCGUGGGCUGCCUGUCCAUGUGUCCGAGAGAGAGGACCCCCCAGGCUGACUAGUUCGUUGAAGAGUAAAGAGCUUUCCCCUGUAAUUGGACACAAAGCCAUCCAGGUGGCAGGUCCAACAGUUCCCCCCAGCAGUAGCCCUCAGAGCAGCAGCCAGUCUCCACACUCAACAGAGCACAGUCCACACACCCUGCGCAAAGGUUCCAAGAAGUUGGCCCCUGUGCCUCCCAAGGUCCCUUAUGUCCCGUCUGGAGGGAUGUCUGACCAGUCCACAGGUCAGCCGUCACCGGUCAGCCUGUCCCCCACACCUCCUAGCACGCCUUCCCCUUAUGGACUGGCCUGUCCUCCAGGACAAGUACCCCCUUCUUCCCCUGGGCAGACACCACUGGGGACACCCCACUCUCUUUCAUCCCCACCCUCCCUGACCGGAACACUCACCAAAUCGCGGCCUGCCCCAAAGCCCAGGCAGAGACCCAGUCUGCCCCCUCCUCAGCCACCCACGGCUCCACCUGGGUUCACUGGCUCAGCCAUGGCCCCAGUUCCCCAGCCCCUGGAGCAGGGCCUCCUGGAUGGACUGUCUCCUGGAGAGAGCAUGUCUACAGAUAUCUUCAAUUAUGAAAUCCCCUCCAUCAAUGUCAAUCUGGACAGCCUCAUCGAUGAGUUCAGCGGUGCCCCCUGCAGGAGGUCCCUGGCAGUGACAGACUCUCAAGAGGGGGACGCUGUGCCUGAGGAGGAGCCCCAGAGCACCACUCUAUGACCUAUGACCCUAAGGCAUCAUUUACCAGCACCCCUAUGGCUGUACAUACUUUUAACUGUCGCCGCCAAGGCCUGAUGGAAACACCAACUGGCCUCACCAAUGCCCACCUGAAACCAGAACAUGAACCCUCCCCCACAUCUGCUACAGGCUGCAAAGAAACUUGUCUUUUACAAUUGCUCGCUAGUACAUUAAUGUGACUACGAAAAGAAAAAAAAAAAAAAACACCAAAAUGCCAUAGUGGAGGAACAGUUGCCUUUAGGAGGAAAGACUGGAAUAUAGAUGAGUAUUAUUUUAAAAGAUUUUUUUAUUGUUUUUUUUCUGCUUUGUUUUGUUCAUCUUUGUUGUUUAAUGCAGUGAUCUGUAUUUCUGCGUGUUUUUUUUUUCUUUCUUUGCCUUAUCAGAAACAUGCAAUCAAAUUGCAAUAUGAUACAAGUUGAACAACUUUUGGUUAGGGAAACUCAGAGCCUGACAUGGUUAGGAGCAAAGCCCAAUUCUCAGGGUGAAACAGAGACGGAGUGAGAGCGUAGUCUGGUUACAUUGCUCACAGGGUAUUCAAGCUUUGUGCACAUUAGGAACAUGCUGAGCCCUAGAGACAGGCUUUGCAUGCAAGAUGAAACAUUUGAUGCAGUUUUAUUAUUGUUAGUGUCGCCCCUUACCUUUCCCCUCCCAUCUUCCCUUAACCUCUUCUAUCACAAAUUACAAUUGUAGUUCUUUGUCCAACAGUUACCUUUGUAUAGGUAAACUCACUUUAACUCACUUUAUACCAGCACAGUAUGAGAAGAAUGUUAUUGUAAUUCAAGUUUUUGUACUUGCAUCUGUUAUUCAGUUAGGAAGAAAGCACCACGAUGUGUUUGCAUGAUAAGCCAAUAUGAUCGACCUGCUAUGGAUCAAGGGCCUGAGAAUGGCAGUGCUUUACUUUGUGCGAGUGUUGCUGUUGUUUUUCACUAUGGACAGUAAAUUUAGAAAUCACCCCUGUGCUGUGCAGUUUAAUGAUAAUGGAUGGAUGAUGACACUGCCUUUAGGUUCGUAUGAGUCUCUCUCUUAACUUUGUUUCAAGUGCUUCAGGUUCAGUGACCUUUGACCCCAAGUGUAAAUACAAAGACUGUAUAUAAAGUGAUGUAUAUAAAGCUGAGAGGAAAAGUAUAUGUAAAAUGCAUAUCUUGAAUAUAUAAUAAUAUAUGUGCUGAUAUUUAUCGUGUAGAAAAUGUAAUGAUUAAAAAAUUUGAUGUUAUUUUUGUCCCUGCACACAAUGAACAGGUUUACUGUAGAUUCAUAAUUUUUCACUUUAACACCAGGUAACUGCAAUGCUGCAGCAGAAAUGCAGAAAGUUAUUUCUGCUAGAAAUCAAAUGUGGUCUUUCUAAUUCUGCCUCCUGAGCUUUGACUUCAGACAUGCUAGAGCACUAAUGAGUUACACACCAAUGCCCUAUCUUUUCUUUUCUUUUAAAUCUUUUACUUAAGAGAUUCUGUGUAAAUAUUUAGACUCCUUUGAACCCACUCUGACCAUUUAUUAAUUCAUAAUGAAGACAAAUGUAGUCCCGAGCCUCUAUUACUGGACUGAUUUUAUGAUUAGUUAGAAAGCAAAGCCGAAUUUGGCACACAUCUAAAUUUGAAAGUGUUGACGUCCUUUGUUGUCUAAUCCCAGACAAUUAAUUAGAGAUAAUUAAAACUCACCAGAUAACAGAUGCUGCAGUGUCACUUUUUUAAUUUCCUACAAUUUGUCUUAGGACAAUAAUUUUGUCAAUUAAAGUGCAAUUAUAGUGUUUACUGAUCGACCUCAGUCCAAAAAGUGGUCAAAGUCACCCCUCCUAAACCUACAGAAAAAAAGCCAUUAUUUUCAUUGCAAAGCGACUUUUCAAGUUUGUUUUUAUGUGUGAACUAACCUCUGAUAAAAUGAAUUCUCAAUUAAUCUCUCUCCAAAAGUGAUCUAUGGUAUGCAUCAGUGUGUGUUCUCAAUGGACUAUGUUUAUGAAGACUUUUGGUGAUGUUAAUUAUAUUGAUAGUUGUGGUAAUUUUAUGACAACAGUUGCAAGUGCCCUCACACUGGUUGUUAUUUUUGGAACUAUAGGCAUAAUUAAUGUGUACUAAAGGAUUUAUUUUCUGUGCUGAAUCCAUAAAUCUAUCUGAGGAGGCAGGGGUAUCUCUGAAUGUGACUGACUCAAAUGGUAGGCUACCUGAUUUUAUAAUAACUAACGGGGCAAAGGAAAGUUAGUAUUUGAUUGAAGGUUAAUUAGGGCCUGUUGGCAUGUAUUAUUACCAGUACAGGGCAGUAUUACUAUAAUGCUUUUGUGCAUCAUAACUGGAACUUACAGCCACCUAAAAGCAUGCAUUCAUAUUCAUUCUAGGUGUGUGAUUAUUAUGCUGCUAAAAGAAGAAAAAACGAAACAUCUGUACCCUCCCCCAAAACACGAGUCAUUAUUUCAUCUCAUAUCUAAUUUCUAGUCAGAAAAUUAAUUUCAUAUCAGUUUCCAAGCACAUAUAGGAGCAACUUUUUGCACCAAAUGGUACACUUUUGCAUAGUUUUACCAAGCGUUCAAAUUACAGUCCGCCCAUAUUUCCUAACUCGGCUCAUCACCAAGUAUGUUGGCCUAAAAGUGAAGCCCAGUUUGUUUACAUUUUGUGUGUGGGGAGGGGGGCGUUUAAAUGAGAAAAAAAUGAGAAAAAAGUGUCAUGCAUGCGCUUAGAUAGUCUUUUGAUAAUCCAUGUUUUGUGUCAACCACUGUCUUUUUAGGGAUUGUAAGAGGGGUGAUGAACAAAAUGUAUAGAUGGAUGCAAGAGAAUGUGGAUCACAGUAAAUGGUCCUUUGUGGGUUUUUGAGCAAUACGGUGGAGGAGCAGAAGUUGCCUGUGGAUGUACUGCCUCCUUCUGCUUUCACUACUACUGUACAAACGAAACCUGCCGCUUAUCAAGCCCACCAUGCCCACCCCUUCCUCCUCUGCUUAGCAUAUCAAGUGGAACACAGUGUGUACUGUGAAGCCUACCUGCAAUCCUUAUCAGAAUGUCAGAAAUAAAUAUAUAUAUAUAUAUUAAACUCUACAUUUUUAAUAAUCUCA
Molecule: messenger RNA, 6294 nt
Organism: Amphiprion ocellaris (clown anemonefish)
Lineage: Eukaryota; Metazoa; Chordata; Actinopteri; Pomacentridae
Gene: arhgap44a
Product: Rho GTPase activating protein 44a
Exons: 22
Coding region: 282-3242 (986 amino acids)
Biological process (GO): neurotransmitter receptor transport, endosome to postsynaptic membrane; positive regulation of GTPase activity; signal transduction
Cellular component (GO): cytoplasm; intracellular anatomical structure; dendritic spine
Molecular function (GO): protein binding; GTPase activator activity
Source: RefSeq, a predicted model, not a curated record